UAUUAUUAAAUUGUGAAAGUAGAUAGAAAAAAAAAAAAACGUAACUGCUAUGAAACACCGUUCCUUCCUGACAGUACCGUGAUGACACAUUGGCACAACUCCAACGGUGAACCCACAAAAAACUGGAAGUUAAGUAAUUACACGCUGACGGACGAACUCAUUUUCACUCCCGUUGUAGAUGCUCUUAUAAACACGCAAAUAUGCAGGCAGAUCGUGCAUAGUUUCGCUGGAAGUUAGUCACUUUGUUUAUCGUUUUGCAUCACACGGGACCCACUCCACCACACUUCAGUGCCUUCCAGGUGGAUUUCAUGCACUCGCUGGCAUUGCUUAUUACCAAGUAAACGACACCUAACUCGUCCCUCGUGCCUUCUUUUAUUACACACAAAACGACAUCGUUCAUUCCACAACACACAACUUUCUUCUUCUUCUUACCGUCUUUCUCACAAUCACUGUUAUCAACUGUAACUUCACAAUACAAAAUUAGGGUUCGUUAAUUCAAUUAUCAAUUUCGAUCCAUUUCAACUAUAUUCGAUCAAACUCUUCGUUGAGUUGUGAUGUCAUGUCUUCUUCUUCUUCUUCAGCACCACAUUACAGUUCCCUCCCUUCACCUUCAUCUUCAAAUUCCACAGCUCCACACUUCGUCUCACGCGCUACCACAACAACACCAAAGUCCCUAUUCGCCACGCGCAGACCAUGGGAAGAAGUUUUCGCUCUCUACUCAUUCACGCGCCCUUACUCCCUAAACGAAGCAACCUCGCGCGUGAAGCGCAACCUUAACCACUUCCGAGUAAACUACACCAUGAUCGUCCUCUUCGUUUUGUUCCUAAGUCUACUAUGGCAUCCUUUCUCAAUAAUCGUAUUCUUGAUCGCGCUCGUGGCUUGGUUCUUCCUCUACUUCUUCCGUGACGAACCGUUUGUUCUGUUUGGCCGUGAUGUUGAUGAUAGGGUUUCUGCGGCGGUGCUCGCGGUGGUGACCGUCGUAGCUUUGGCGUUUACCGGUGUUUGGGUGAACGUGCUGGUUUCGGUUGUGGUUGGUGUUGCGCUUGUUGUGUUGCACGCUGCGUUUAGGAGUACGGAGGAUUUGUAUGUUGAUGAACAUGAGUUCUAUGAUGGAGGGUUACUUUCGUUUGCUGGGGGUACCCCUACAAAGCGUUCUACUUCAACAGGGUAUCCUUAAUAUAGGAUACUUGUUCAUUUUGUGUCCCCUAGUUUACAUACAUUCUUUUUUUUUUUUUCUUCAUAAAAAUACAUUCAAUUUGUUUAGGGGAAAUUGGAUUGUUCAUGUUUUCUUAAUUCUUAACAAGAAUGGUUUUUUACAUGUACAUUUUUUUUACUUAAACUUGUUUGCUAGAAGGGGAUUCGAUUUUGUGUAUUUUGAUUUUCAAUAUCAUUGUCUUGAUAAUUUUAUUUUGGUAUGAUUUUUGAUAUUUGUAUUUUUUUAUUUAUUGUAAGUGAAAAUAUAGAUAGGUAGUUUUUGGUUGAACAGAGGAGUAUGAUUAUAGUU
Cicer arietinum (chickpea) is the source of this 1504-nucleotide messenger RNA. Lineage: Eukaryota; Viridiplantae; Streptophyta; Magnoliopsida; Fabales; Fabaceae. The record is from RefSeq and is a predicted model, not a curated record.